AUGGGUGACAUGAAGAGGUUCAUCGUGGCGGUCGCGGCGGUGUGUUUACUCGCAGCCACCGUGUCGGCAGCACCGGCGGGGGGAGAGGGGGAGAAAUUGUUGUUGAAGAAAGAUAUCGACGCCCACCGCCUUUCCCAGAAGGGAGGUGUUGCCAACAACCUUCUUGCAAAAGAUGGCGGUAACACCAAAGAGAGGACUCCACCUCUCAUGAGUGCCGACGUUACAACAGUCAUCAUUGUCACCUCCGCCGCCUUGGGCUUUUCAUUCGCCAUGUACUGGUGGUACGUUGUCUCUGAAAUCCGCAUUACACCGGGCAAGGACCAGGGCAUGCGCAACGCAUACCUGACAGAUGAGGUGAUGCGUAAUGUGUACGUGAUCAGCAGACGUGUGUCGGAGGGGGCCAACGCCUUUCUCUAUGCGGAGUAUCGUUACAUGGGGCUCUUUAUGAUUGCCUUUGGCACUCUCAUUUUCUUUCUUCUCGGCGUCGCCUACUCAUCGCCGCAGGAGGGCAGCAGGCCAGUGGCCUCACCGUGGGCCAACGCAGCGCUGUCGCUGCUCGCCUUUUUUGUUGGGUCUCUGACUUCCGUCUUUGCGGGCUGGAUCGGCAUGCGCAUUGCGGUGUACACCAACGCCCGCACGGCGGUUAUGGCGACGGAGGGGUCCGAGGAGGGCGACCAGUCGCUUGGGUUUGCCAAGGCUUUCCAGACGGCGUUUCGCGGCGGGAUUACGAUGGGGUUUGCGCUUACAUCGGCCGGCCUGUUUUCCCUUUUUGUCACGGUGAAGGUGAUUGGAGCGUAUUUUGAUGAUGCUCCGGAGAAUGUGCUGAACGUGUACGAGUGCGUGGCCGCGUUUGGUCUCGGUGGGUCGGCAGUUGCGUGCUUUGGCCGUGUUGGUGGUGGGAUUUACACCAAAGCCGCCGACGUUGGCGCGGAUCUUGUUGGGAAGGUGGAGAGGAACAUCCCCGAGGAUGACGCACGCAACCCAGGCGUGAUCGCGGACUGCAUAGGCGAUAACGUGGGCGACAUUGCGGGGAUGGGCUCGGAUCUCUUUGGCAGCUUUGGCGAGGCCUCGUGCGCGGCGCUUGUGAUUGCCGCCGGCUCCGCGGAGUUGUCGAGUGAAUUCACGUACAUGAUGUACCCGCUUCUCAUCACGGCGGUGGGCAUCCUUGUCUGCAUUGGCAGCGCUCUCAUCGUGGCCAACAACAGCGGUGUGCAGCGUGCGGAGGACGUGGAACCCACCCUGAAGCGCCAGCUGCUCUUCUCGACUGUUGCCGCGACGGUGGCGCUUGUGUUCCUGACGGACUUUGGUCUGCCGGAUACAUUUACAGUUGGUACAACAGCUACGACCAAAUGGCGUGCUCUUGUCUGCGUGAUGUGCGGUUUGUGGUCCGGCCUUAUUAUUGGGUACACGACGGAAUACUACACCUCCAACGCCUACCAUCCCGUGCAGGAGAUUGCAGAGGCAUGUGAGACGGGUGCCGCCACGAACAUCAUCUACGGCCUGUCUCUUGGCUACUUCUCUGUGGUGCCACCCAUUUUGGCGAUGGCCGUUACAAUUUUUGCCUCCUAUCGCAUGGCGGACCUGUAUGGCUUUGCCCUUGCCGCCCUCGGUAUUCUCUCCACCAUGUCCAUUGCCCUCACCAUUGACGCGUAUGGACCCAUCUCUGAUAACGCUGGCGGCAUUGCUGAGAUGGCGCACAUGGGACACGAAAUCCGCGAGAUCACAGACGCCCUUGAUGCCGCAGGUAACACUACAGCAGCCAUUGGGAAGGGCUUUGCCAUUGCAUCCGCUGCAUUUGUGGCACUUGCCCUUUACGCAGCCUAUGUGUCUCGUGUGGGCAUUCCUACCAUAAACAUCCUUGACGCCCGUGUGAUGUCUGGCCUGCUUGUUGGCGCAAUGUUGCCGUACUGCUUCUCGGCAUUCACAAUGAAGUCGGUUGGUUUGGCGGCAAUGGACAUGGUGAAUGAGAUCCGUCGCCAGUUCCAAAAUCCGGCUAUCGCGGAGGGCACGGAGGAGCCGGACUACGAGAGUUGCGUUGCCAUUGCCACGCAGGCGGCGUUGCAGCAGAUGGUGGCCCCCGCGUGUCUUGUCAUGCUGACGCCCAUUGUCGUUGGUGUGCUUUUUGGCCGCUACACCCUUGCGGGGCUGCUGCCUGGCGCCAUUGUGUCCGGCGUGCAGGUGGCCAUCUCCGCCUCCAACACCGGCGGGGCGUGGGACAACGCGAAGAAGUACAUUGAGAAGGGCGGACUGCGCGACAAAAACAAGGGAAAGGGCUCGCCGCAGCACGCCGCCGCUGUCAUUGGCGACACCGUUGGCGAUCCGCUGAAGGACACAUCCGGGCCCGCGCUGAACAUUCUGAUCAAACUGAUGGCCAUCAUUUCGGUUGUCUUUGCGCCUGUCUUUGAGUCGCAGCUUGGCGGUAUUAUCAUGCGGUACAUUGAGUGA
Trypanosoma cruzi is the source of this 2445-nucleotide messenger RNA. Its product is annotated as vacuolar-type proton translocating pyrophosphatase 1, putative. The transcript has a single exon. Gene Ontology annotation, cellular component: membrane. Lineage: Eukaryota; Euglenozoa; Kinetoplastea; Trypanosomatida; Trypanosomatidae. The coding region runs from base 1 to 2445 and encodes 814 amino acids. The record is from RefSeq and is a predicted model, not a curated record. Gene Ontology annotation, biological process: proton transmembrane transport. Gene Ontology annotation, molecular function: diphosphate hydrolysis-driven proton transmembrane transporter activity; inorganic diphosphate phosphatase activity.